Messenger RNA from Camelina sativa (false flax), 894 nucleotides. RefSeq lists its product as uncharacterized. The record is from RefSeq and is a predicted model, not a curated record. NCBI's taxonomy places the organism in Eukaryota, Viridiplantae, Streptophyta, Magnoliopsida, Brassicales, Brassicaceae.
UUUUCCAACGAACAAUACAAAAAAAAGUCUCCGACGGAGAAAUCAAAAAACCCAAAAAUCAAAGCUUUUGAUUUUGUGUUCCAUCAAAAAACCCAAAUGACUCAUCUCACGAUUGUAAUCGUUUCUAUCAUCUUCCUCUCUCCACUCGCCUUCGCCGUCACCGCCGAAUCAGAAACUCCGACGGCGUAUUCCCUCCUCCAAAGCUAUAACUUCCCCGUAGGAAUCCUUCCAAAAGGAGUCGUGGCUUAUGAUCUAGACACAACGACAGGCAAAUUCCAUGCGUAUUUCAACAACUCGUGUAGCUUCUCUCUUGUGGGUUCUUACCAAUUGAAUUACAAAUCGACGAUCAGUGGUUACAUCUCCGAGAACAAGCUCAAGAAACUGACUGGUGUUAAGGUCAAAGUUUUGUUCUUGUGGCUUAACAUCGUCGAGGUUAUCAGAAACGGAGACGAGAUGGAGUUUUCAGUUGGGAUCACGUCGGCGAACUUCGCGAUUCAGGAGUUUUUGGAGUCGCCUCAGUGUGGGUGUGGGUUUGAGUGCAAAGAUUCGAAAUUGGACUCGUUUGCGAGGAGAAACACUCCUUUGGUUUCUUCCUCUUGAAUUUGAGAAAAAGGUUCAAAUUUUUCUUUUUGUAAUUUGUGUUUCAAGAAAAAAGUCUUUACCUUUUAGAAAAAAGAUCGCAUCUUUUUGUUAUGUAUUGUCCCAAUAAUAAUUAUGAGCGUUAGUUUCUGGAAUUCGUAAUUGUUUUACUUAAGUUCUGUUUUAAGGGAUUCAAGUUGUGUAAUGGUGAAAGAAGAGAUAUUGAAGGGAGAUGUGAGAACAUUUGUGAAGUGAAUUCAUCUUAUCUGCUCAAAAGAAGGGAUUCAAUGGUGAAUUUGGCUUUUUUUUGUGAUC